CAAAUUUCGGACAAAGUCUAUUGCUCAAGGUCAACUGUGCUUUCACAAGUCUAUGCGAUUUGAUCAUUCUCUUAUAUUUUCUGUGAAUUUUUGCUCUGAAUUAGUGUCAUUUGAUCUAAAAUCGGUGAAGAAAGUGAUCUGAAACAAUCUGUUUGAUUCCUGAUCCAAUGUCGCUUGUCGAGAUCUCUGGCGCUGAUGCCGUGGUGGCGCCUAUGCGUGGAAGAGUACCACUACCACCACCACCUCCUCCUAUGCGUAGAAGAGAACCACCACCUCCUAUGCGUAGUAGAGUACCACCACCUCCUCCUCCUAUGGGUAGAAGAGUACUACCACGUCCUCUGAUAUGUCCAGGAGCCCCACCUCCACCUCCACCUCCACUUCCGAUGUUUGGUGCCUUAAGAGCUAAGGGUGAUCCUAAGGAUCCAGCUAAAAAAAAGUCCUCCCUGAAGCGCUUACACUGGGUUAAAAUAACAAAGGCUUUGCCUGGGAGCUUAUGGGAUGAGUUACAGAGACGACAAGCAUGCCGCGAUACCGAGGAUGAAAAGAUUUUCUGUGCAACAGAACAUGAUGUAUCAGAAAUAGAGACCCUUUUCUCUCUUGGGGCAAAACCAAAACCUAAAAAAGUUCCACUGAUUGACAACCUUUGGAGAGCUCACGACACGGAAAUUAGGCUAAUGUUAUUAAAUAUUCGGCUGCCUGAUCUGAUGGCUGCAAUCAUGGCAAUGGAUGAGUCUGUACUAGAUGUUGAUGAAAUAAGGAAUCUUAUAAACCUUUUCCCAACCAAGGAGGAUAUGGAGCUUCUUAAGACCUACACUGGUGACAAGGGGACCGUGGGAAAGACGGAGCAGUACUUCCAAGAGCUAAUGAAGGUGUCACGAGUAGAAUCAAAGCUGAGAGUAUUUUCCUUCAAGAUUCAAUUUGCCACUAAGAUAACAGAAUUAAAAAAAAGGUUAAGUGUGGUAGAUUCUGCUUGUGAGGAGGUCCGUUCUUCACAAAAGCUAAAAGAAAUUAUGAAAAAGAUUUCUUCCCUAGGGAACACAUCGAACCAAUGUGUUGCAGUGGGAUACAAGUUGGACAGUUUAAGUGUUAAACGCAUGCAUUAUUUUUGCAAGGUCAUUGCUUCCGAGGCAUCAGAUCUACUUGACGUCCAUAAGGAUCUUGAAAGUCUUGAAUCAGCUUCAAUGAUACAAUUGGAGUCUUUGGCUGAGGAAAUGCAAGAUAUAAUCGAAGGAUUGGAAAAACUGAACCAGGAGCUUACUGCAUCCGAAACUGAUGGUCCUGUUUCUCAAGUUUUUAGAUAUUUUGAUUUGAGAUUAGUUCCGGAUCCUAAAAACCUAGUUUUAUGUAUUUGAUAACAGACAUUGAAGGACUUCAUUUCCAUUGCUGAGACUCAAGUGGCAACUGUAUUGAGUCUUUACUCUGUCGUGGGAAAAAAUGCUGCUGCACUUGCCAUCUAUUUUGGCGAGGAUCCUAACCGUUGUCCAUUUGAACAAGUUACUAAGACCCUCUUUGACUUUAUAAGAUUGUUUAAGAAAGCACAUGAAGAGAAUGUCAGGCAAGCGGACUUGGAGAAGAGGAAAGCCGCUAAGGAAACGAAAAUGAAGCAUGUGAAAGGAGUCACUCUCACAAGAAAAGUGGUUCAUAAUAGCUUGAUCGACCUGAGGAGAGCCUUUAACAUAGAAAUUAUGCUUCGGAAAGUAAAGAUGCCGCUGCCUGAUAUAAUGGCUGCACUUCUAGCAAUGGAUGAGUCUGUACUAGAUAUUGAUCAAAUAGAGAAUCUUAUAAGGUUUUGCCCAACAAAGGAGGAGAUGGAGCUUCUUGAGAGCUAUAGUGGUGACAAGGCAACCUUGGGAAAGUGUGACCAGUACUUCCUAGAGCUUAUGAAGGUUCCAGGAGUAGAAUCGAAGCUGAGAGUGUUUUCCUUCAAAAUUCAAUUCGGCACUAAGAUCACAGAACUCAAUAAAGGUUUAAAUGUGGUAAAUUCUGCAUGUAAGGAGGUCCGUACUUCCGAAAAGCUAAAAGAGAUUCUGAAAAUUAUUCUCUGCUUGGGGAACAUAAUGAACCAAGGAACUGCCAAGGGCAGUGCAGUGGGAUUCAAGCUGGACAGUUUAUUGAUAUUAAGCGACACACGUGCUGCUAACAGCGAGAUGACUCUCAUGCAUUAUCUUUGCAAGGUCCUUGCUUCCAAGGCAUCAGAUCUACUAGAUUUCCAUAAGGAUCUUGAAAGUCUUGAAUCAGCUUCAAAGAUACACUUGAAGUUGUUAGCUGAGGAAAUUGUAGCUAUAACCAAAGGAUUGGAAAAACUUAACCAUGAGCUCACUGCAACCGAAAGUGAUGGUCCCGUUUCUCAAGUUUUCCGUAAUUUAUUGAGAGACUUCAUAAUUAUGGCUGAGACUCAAGUAGCAACGGUAUCGAGUCUUUACUCCACCGUGGGAAGAAAUGCUGAUGCACUUGCAAACUAUUUUGACGAGAGUCCUAACCAUUAUCCAUUUGAAAAAGUUGCCGCGACACUCUUGAGUUUUAUAAGGUUGUUUAAGAAAGCACACGAAGAGAAUGUCAAGCAAGCGGAGUUGGAGAAGAAGAAAGAACGAGUCAGUCUCGAAAAAAAAGGAUGCGGAGUUGGAGAAGAAGAAAGCUGCCUUAUAUAACUGACUAUAGUGUGGUAACUCAGAUAUUUUGCGGUGAUAUAAACAAGUGAUGUAAAUAUUUUCACUGCUUGGUGUUGUCAAUAUGUGUGGGUUGCAAAGAAAAACAAAGAAAGAUUUGCAUACAAAAAUGAUGUCAGUGUUUGUAACAAUCUACUAGAUUUUAACCCGCGGUACACCGCAUGA
Messenger RNA from Arabidopsis lyrata subsp. lyrata, 2831 nucleotides. Its product is annotated as formin-like protein 19. NCBI's taxonomy places the organism in Eukaryota, Viridiplantae, Streptophyta, Magnoliopsida, Brassicales, Brassicaceae. The record is from RefSeq and is a predicted model, not a curated record.